UAUUUAUCCGGGUUUACAAGUCCUCGCUCCUUGUUUCUUUCUUUUACUAAACUUCCGCUGUGUGGAUGAGCAUUGAACAGUGAUAUUUUAUUUCAGGGGGAUAUAUUUGUUAUUUAGGGGGUAUUUUAUUAUCAUACUUGUCCAUAUAAAUCGGACAAAAUUCCGACCAAAGAGAAGAAGGAUACUAGCGUUCCCGAGGUUUCUGUAUUGGGUUGUUUAUCCUUGAGGAUCUACAUCGAGUUCCCCGAGGGCUUCUGCAGACUUACGCAGAAGUUUGACUUCAACGCAGAACCACCGUGGGAUCCCAGCUAGUAUCGGUUGAGUGCAGGUGUUUCCUCUGGCCAGAUUGUUUGUAUAACUUUUGAUAAUCAAAAUGAAGAAAUAUAUUGGAAACAACUCUACUGUUCAAAUUAUCAACUAUGAACGAACCAUCAAGAGCCUUGUAGAGGAGAAAGCUGACCUCCAUGACCAAGAGCAAAAGGAGGAUGCAUUCUUUAUUGGUGACCUCGGGGAUAUUGUCACUAAGUACCAAGUUUGGAAACAGACACUGCCAAGGGUCAUGCCCUUUUAUGCUGUGAAGUGCAAUGAUGACUAUGCUGUACUGAAGCUGUUGGCAGAUAUGGGCACUAAUUUUGACUGUGCAAGCAAGGUGGAAAUUAUGAAAGUUCUGGAUUUGGGAGUUGAUCCGUCCAGAAUCAUCUAUGCCAAUCCAUGCAAGCAGAAUUCUUAUAUCAAGUAUGCUGCCAAGAAACAUGUGGACAUGAUGACUUUUGACAAUGAGGAUGAGCUCCAUAAAGUCAAGGCCUGGUUCCCAGAGGCUAGGCUGGUUCUGCGAAUUCUCCCUCCCUCCAACUUCAAGGUUCAGUGCGAGCUAGGGAACAAAUAUGGAUGUCAUCCAGACAAAGCGUGGUCUUUGCUGGAGGUGGCUCGCAACCUAGAGCUUAAUGUCAUGGGAGUCAGUUUCCAUGUGGGCAGUGGAUGUGAGGAGGCUGAAGCUUUUGCUGUUGCCAUACAACAGGCACGUACUGUCUUUGACCUUGCCCUUGCCAUGGGAUUCAACAUGACCUUGCUUGACAUUGGAGGAGGAUUUCCAGGCCAACAGUCUUCACCAAUUCCAUUCAGUGCAAUUGCAAGUGUUAUCAAUGAGGCCUUAGAUCAGCACUUCCCAGCUUCUUCCGGAGUGGAGAUCAUUGCUGAACCUGGGAGAUACUUUGUAGCUUCUGCCUUCACUCUCACUGUCAACAUUAUUGCCAAGAGAGUGGUGACCAAUGAAAAGACCAUUGAUGAUGCCCCCCAGGACACCCAAGGACCCGUCAUGAUGUACUAUGUAAACGAUGGAGUCUAUGGCUCUUUCAAUUGCCUAUUGUUUGACCAUGCUAAGGUGGAAGUCAGCACUCUUCAGGUAAAUGAAUCCGAGCAGUGUUACAGCAGCAGUGUUUGGGGACCAACAUGUGACGGUCUAGACUGUAUCCUAGAGGAUUGCCCCCUCCCAGAACUCCGUGUAGGGCACUGGCUGUUCUUCAGGGACAUGGGGGCCUACACCAUGUCAGCAGCUUCAACCUUCAAUGGCAUGCCUCCACCCCAAAAGUACUACUUUUGUGAACAAACUAUGUGGAAUGUGGUGUAUCCUGAAAGAGUCAAGAAGAGCACCUACAUCAAGAAGAUUCCCCCCAUGAUGACUGGUCAUAUGCUGGAUGAAGCCCUUGAUUUCUCCGAAGAUAUCUUUGGGACUUCUCCAGCAGCUGAGGCUUUGGUUGGAUCACCAUUUGGCUUUUAAAGAUGGAAGAACUUGACAUUUUCAAACUGAUAUGUCUUUAAGAUUGAUUAUCAAGAGUUAUUCUCUCAAUGGAAACACCUGCACUUAAUCAAAAAACUGGUCGGAAAUUGGAGGCUGAGUCAAUUGUAUCUGUUUCAUUUGUGAAGUGAGAAAGACACAGAAUGAUAUCGGUUUCCUCUAGUCAAAGUAAAUCAUCAGAAAAUUGUU
Messenger RNA from Ostrea edulis (European flat oyster), 1984 nucleotides. Its product is annotated as ornithine decarboxylase-like. The record is from RefSeq and is a predicted model, not a curated record. Gene Ontology annotation, cellular component: cytoplasm. NCBI's taxonomy places the organism in Eukaryota, Metazoa, Mollusca, Bivalvia, Ostreida, Ostreidae. The transcript has 12 exons. Gene Ontology annotation, molecular function: ornithine decarboxylase activity. Bases 374 to 1777 code for a protein of 467 amino acids.